UCUCUUUCUCUCCGUUUCUCCCCAGUUACCUUUUACGUGGCUGUCGUUUCCAUGCCGGCCCUGGGGGACCCUGUCGGGGACCCACCUCGCUGUUACCUGACCACGGUCAACGCCCUGAAGGUGGCCGACUGCCAAGGGCAAGGACACAGGGCCGUGCCUGAGACCGAUCCCUCCGUUCAGGUCCUGCUCCUGAACUUCAACUCCUUCUCCGUCCUCUUGGGCUCCUCCUUCCCACGCCUGGAGUCCUUGGCCUUCCUGUCUCUCGGGAAGCAACGGACCGGGUCCCUUCUUCUCGGAGAGAGGGCCUUCCAAAACGUGCCUAACAUCACCUUCCUGGACCUCGGGGGCAACGGGAACCUGACCCUCCAUCCCGGCGCCUUCCGCGGCCUCUCCAAACUCGAGGUGCUUCUUCUGGACGUCAACGGGUUCGGGGACGAAGUGCUGGAAAACGGCUAUUUCCGGGACCUGGUGUCUCUCAAGAGGCUCGAUCUUUCUGGAAAUCGGAUCCGUAGGCUGAGGCCGGAUCCGUCCUUCCGAGGGCUCGGGGCGCUCAGUAUCCUCCAGCUGAGGCUCAACCGGAUCCAGGCGAUCUGCGGAGAUGACCUCGGACCCCUUGGGGGACGCCGCUUGGCGCUCCUCGACCUGUCCUCCAACCCUCUGCGCGACCAGCCGGCCUGCGGCCACCCUUUCCGGAACCUCACGCUGGGGACCCUGGAUGUCUCCGGCAACCCCUGGAAUGUCGGCGAGGCCGAGCGGUUCUUCGCGAAACUGAACGGCACCCGCAUCCGGCACCUCAAGGUCCGACACUCCGGAGCCGUCGGGAGCGGGUUCGGUUUCCGCAACCUCAAGGACCUCUCGGCCAGCACUUUCUCCGGGCUGCGUCACGCCGGCGUGGUCUCCCUCGAUCUGUCCCACAGCUUCCUGAACGAGCUGGUCCCUUCGGCCUUCUCGGGGCUCCCUGACCUCAACCUUCUGCUCCUGAGAGCCCAUGAGAUUAGCAGGAUCCGACCCGGGGCCUUUGUCGGGUUGAACAAGCUGCGUGUCCUCGAUCUCUCCCACAACCUCCUCGGGGAGAUCUACCGGGAGGCCCUGGAGAGCCUCAAAUCCUCUUCCCUGCAACGCCUCAUCCUCCGGUCCAACCACAUUGGAAUCGUCCAGCGCGGGGCCCUCGCCGGGCUGGGCUCCUUGCAGACGCUGGACCUCCGAGACAACGCUCUCUCCCGGGUCCCAUCCGGGGAUCUCCCGUCCCUUCGGCACCUGCUCUUGGGUCAGAACCGGAUCCAAGACGCCUGGGGCGUUGAGCGCCUGAGCAGGAACGUGACGCACCUCGACUUCUCUGGCAACCGCCUGGCAGACCUGGGUCAACUCUGGGGUCAACUUGGGGAGAUCCCGAACCUGCGUUUUCUGAACCUUUCCGGCAACACGCUGGCCAGGUGCUACUGUGUCGGGAAGAGCCCGAGGCAGCUCCGGGAGUUGGACCUUUCCCACAACGCGCUGGGGGAUAUUUGGGGAGAAGAGAAAUGUGUGGACGUCUUCCGGGACGCCCAGAAGCUAGCCGUCUUGAAUCUCAGCUCCAACGCCUUGCGGACGUUGCCCAGAGCGCUAUUCCAGACCCUGGUGUCUUUACAGGUUCUCGAUCUCUCCUCCAAUCUGCUGUCCGAGCUUCCGGAUCAGGCCUUCCACGCUCUGAGAUCCUUACGCAUCUUGAGCGUCCGGGGUAACCCCCUGCUGACCAUCUCUCCUGCCCCGUUCGCGGCCCUGGAAGGACUGCACUCCCUGGAUCUGAGGGACGUGUCUUUGAUUUGCGACUGCCGGCUCUCGGACUUCCAGCUCUGGAUGGACGAAAAGGCGACCGGGCUGAGCGAAGGCGAGGCCACGCUGUCUUGCGUCCAGCCACACCCUUCGUUCCGGCGGCUCUCCUUGCCCGCUUUCCUGAAAAGCCACUGCCUUCCUCCGUCACCAAAGGCCAGCGGGCUCAUAAGUCCCUCCCGUGAAGGGGAAAUGAAAAUGAUUUAGGAUAGCAAAAAGCUUCAAUUCAAUUAAAAGUUAAAAAUUUUAAUUAAAAUGUUUUAAUAUUUUGGGGGG
Molecule: messenger RNA, 2085 nt
Organism: Pogona vitticeps (central bearded dragon)
Lineage: Eukaryota; Metazoa; Chordata; Lepidosauria; Squamata; Agamidae
Source: RefSeq, a predicted model, not a curated record